UUUUAGACUUUCUGUUAUAUUUUUCAAUGCGGCGGUAUUUUAAAAUUAUAAUAAAAUUCAUACUUUCUUAAAUCUUUCGACACUACAUAACCGAUAUUUAUAAAUUGAUAGGGGGUAGAUCAAAAGAUUUUGCGAUCUACGGGGCCCACCAAGAAGAUCCUUAGCUCGAACCUUUAAAACUAGCUAGAGAAAUGCUGUCAGCAGCUAAACGAACGACCAAGGGCCGUCAAUCUUUUAUGCAAUUUCAUUUGCUCUAUAAUUUAUGGGGUUGUAAGUGUAAAACGCGAUUUAUUUGCCGGCCGCAACGAAACCUGACUUCGGGCUGCUCAACGCUGACGCUGGACAACACUUUCAAGUGCUAUGAGCUGGAGAAGGGCCCACCCACGGAUGUUGAGCUGUCGCGUGAAGAUGCAUUGAAAAUGUACAAGCAAAUGGUGGAGGUGCGCCGCAUUGAGACCGUCGCUGGCAACUUGUACAAGGCGAAGCACAUACGUGGCUUCUGUCAUCUAUAUACUGGCCAGGAGGCCAUUGCCGUUGGCAUGUGCGCCGUGCUCCGUAAAAAGGAUAGCGUUAUUACAGCAUAUCGUGCCCAUGGCUGGUCCCAUCUGCUUGGCAUUUCGUCAUUGGGCCUAAUUGGUGAACUCGUCGGCGUUAAGGGCGGUUGCAGUCGCGGCAAGGGUGGCUCUAUGCAUACAUAUACGGAUAAUUUCUAUGGCGGCAAUGGCAUUGUUGGCGCCCAGGUGCCAAUGGGCGCUGGCGUUGCGCUGGCUCAUCGCUAUCGUGGCGAUGGCGGCGUUUGUGUAACAUGCUAUGGCGACGGUGCGGCCAAUCAAGGUCAGGUGUAUGAGGCCUACAACAUGGCCAAGCUAUGGUGCCUGCCCUGCAUCUUCGUCUGUGAGAAUAAUCACUAUGGCAUGGGCACUUCCGUGGAGCGGCAUGCGGCCCUAACAGAUUUCUAUAUGCGUGGGCAAUAUAUACCCGGCCUCUGGGUCGAUGGCAACCAGGUGCUGGCCGUGCGCAGUGCUACACAAUUUGCCAUUGAUUAUGUGCAGAAACACGGACCCAUUGUUCUGGAGAUGUACACGUACCGCUUCGAGGGACACUCCAUGUCCGAUCCGGGUACGGCAUAUCGUUCGCGAGAAGAAGUCAAAAAGGUGCGCUCGGAACGGGAUCCCAUCGACAGUUUCCGGAAGCAAAUAAUUGCACUAUGCUUGGCCGAUGAGGAGGAGCUGAAGAAGAUCGAUGCUGCGGUCCGCAAAGAAAUCGAUGGGGUAUCCAAAAAGGUGCUGGCCGAUCGCGAAGUCGGUCUGGAAGAGCUCGUCGCCGAUAUCUAUUCUAAAAAUAUGGAACCAAAAAUACGCGGCGUCUCCGGCUAUACGCUCGACCACAAACGCAUCUCGGAGGUUUGCUUUGGCAAGCCCAAACGUACGCCACCUGAGGAGAUCAAUAAUGUGCCCGUCGGUGAUGCAGCACUUCUGGCCGCCCAGAUGAAGGCAAAGCAGGAGCAGGACGCCAAGAAAUCCAAAGAAAAUCCAAAAGCGUCCGGUGAUGUUAAAAAUGACGCUAAGCCAGCGGCUGAUGCUAAAAAGGAUGCUAAGCCAGCGGCUGAUGCUAAAAAGAAUGAUAAGCCGGCAGCAGGGGAAGGUGUUGCUAAAAAAUCGGAUAAGCCACCAACUGCUGCGCCACCAACUGCUGCACCACCAGCAGCUGCCCCGCCGCCGAAAGUCGGAGAUACGCCGAAAGAUGGCGAUAAGCCGAAAAGCGAUGACCAGCCAAAAGCCUGAAUGCCAUAAAAUACAUGAUCAUCAAAAUUAGAAGGGAGAAUUCGAACUUCCAAGUUAGUCCAGUCAGUAGGAAGCAAUAAAUAUUGGCAACAGAAGCUGUAUCAGCUUUGUGCUUUUAACAAACUUAACGAAUAAAUGAACAACACCUUUGCCAGCUA
This is a messenger RNA of Drosophila montana, 1942 nucleotides long. RefSeq names its product pyruvate dehydrogenase E1 component subunit alpha, mitochondrial. The record is from RefSeq and is a predicted model, not a curated record. Lineage: Eukaryota; Metazoa; Arthropoda; Insecta; Diptera; Drosophilidae. Gene Ontology annotation, molecular function: pyruvate dehydrogenase (acetyl-transferring) activity. The transcript is spliced from 2 exons. Gene Ontology annotation, biological process: pyruvate decarboxylation to acetyl-CoA. The coding region runs from base 192 to 1784 and encodes 530 amino acids.